Molecule: messenger RNA, 3610 nt
Organism: Punica granatum (pomegranate)
Lineage: Eukaryota; Viridiplantae; Streptophyta; Magnoliopsida; Myrtales; Lythraceae
Source: RefSeq, a predicted model, not a curated record
CAGAUCACUUUCUUCCAUUUCUCCUUUCUCCCUGUCCCCACUCCCCUCCCGCUGCAUCGAUUCCUCCGUACCAUCCACCCAUGACGACCCCAUUUUUUUACUAAUCUUUCCUUACCCAGGACGCUUCCUCAUUCUUACCUCCUCGUUUCCACCGGAGACUUCCUGCAUUUCCUAAGCCUACUCGCUUGACCUCAUCAAUGGUGGCCUCCCACCGUCGUCACCUGUCAUUUCUUUCUGUCACCUCCCCCCUCCUUAUACUUUGCCUGCCUUCCCUCACACCGACUUCACUCCUGCGUUCAUCUUCUCCCCCUUCUCCUGACCCUUCUCCUUGACCCGUUCGUUCAUUCCCUGCUCCCUUCAGUGCCAAGCAUAGCAACCCACUUUCGCUUUCAUGGACAGUAGCAGGGGCAGCCACCGUGGCAGGGGCUACGGCCACAGAGGCCGAGGCCGUGGCCCGGUUAGCGACGGCGACCGAGACCCAAACAGGCGUUGGAGGCCAGCCGCUCCUACCCUUCCUCCUCGUCCUUCCCCAUCUCGUCCUCCUCCUCCUCCUGUUGACGAGAUUGUGACAGAGCUGUCUCGAGUGUCCAUUGGAGAUGUUCAAACUCCCAGCCAUGGAAUGGGAACUGUUGACAAGAUCUUCCCUGCCAAACGCCCCGAUAAAGGCGGCGUGCUUGCUGUUGGACAUGUUAGGCUUGUCGUGAAUCAUUUCCCGAUUCGAUUCAACCCUCAGAAGACGAUCCUUCACUAUGAUGUUAGUAUCAGACAGGACUUGCCCUCGGAGGACAGUCGGUCUGCAGCUCGAAUAUCAAAAUCGAAUCUUUCCAUGAUCAGGAAUAAGCUCUUUAUGGAGAAUCCUAGGGAAUUUCCCCUCUCGAUGACGGCCUAUGAUGGUGAGAAGAACAUCUUCAGUGCAGUUCCGCUGCCCACCGGGCAGUUCACGGUGAAGCUAAUGGAAGGGGAAGGAGAGAAGGAAAGGUCUUAUGUUGUCAGUAUAACGUGUGUGAAUGAACUCAAGCUGGCUAAGUUGAAGGACUACUUAGCGGGGAAGCUGUUGCAAAUUCCUCGAGAGAUAAUGCAGGGGAUGGAUUUAGUGAUGAAGGAAAACCCAGCUAGGAGGAUGAUCUCCUUUGGCCGGAAUUUUUAUCCCUUAGAGUCUAGGAGAGGGGAUGAUCUCGGUCAUGGGAUUGCUGCAUUUAGAGGGUUUCAACACAGCCUUAAGCCCACCUCUCAAGGCGUGGCCUUGUCGCUAGAUUACUCUGUCUUGGCUUUUCGGAAAAAGAUGGCAGUUUUGGAUUUUCUGAGAGAACAUGUCCACGGUUUUAAUGUAAGUAACUUUGGAAAGUUUAGAUAUGAAGCUGAGCAGGCGUUAAAGGGUUUAAAGGUCACAGUAACUCACCGGCAGACAAAGCAGAAGUAUAUAGUUGCGAAGCUAACAGAUAAGACCACGCGGAAUUUAUACUUCCCCGAGGAAGGGUCGGAUCAUCGGGGUCCAACAAGGGAAAUCUACCUCGUUGAUUAUUUUUGGAGGAAGUAUGGCAAAGAGAUUAGGUAUCUGGAUAUUCCAUGCUUGGAUCUGGGCAAGGGCAGUAAGAAGAAUUAUGUCCCGAUGGAGUUCUGCGUAUUGGUCGAGGGUCAGAGAUAUCCGAAGGAGCAGUUGGACUGGGAAGCGGGACGCAUGCUGAAACAAAUGUCCUUGGUUAGCCCUAGAGAUCGGCAGAUGCGAAUACACGAGAUGGUUCGUGCAGAUGAUGGACCGUGCGGUGGAGAAGUCAGUAAAAAUUUUGGGAUCGAAGUUGACAUGAACAUGACAAAAGUGGUAGGACGUGUCAUUGAACCACCAGGCCUGAAACUGGGGGACCGCGGCGGCAACCCGAUAAGGAUACAGGUUGACCCUGGGAAGUGUCACUGGAAUCUUGUCAAUAAUUCUGUUGCUGAGGGUAAAUCGAUCGAGCGGUGGGCUAUUCUCGACUUCAGCUCUUUUGACCGCAACAAAUUGAUCCAUGAAAAAUUUAUUCCAGAACUUGUGGAGAGAUGCCGAAAACUCAAGAUCCGUAUGGAGAAGCCCCUUUUCACUCAAAAGGCCUCGAUGAGAGCACUUUCGAAUGUCAGAAGUCUAAGAGACAUAUUUGGGGCAGUUGAGCACGAGGUCUAUAACUAUGGCGUAGGACGGUUACAGUUUCUUCUUUGUGUGAUGUCUAGAAAAGAUAACGGGUACAAGUACCUCAAGUGGAUCUCCGAGACAGAAGUUGGGAUAGUGACUCAGUGUUGUUUGUCAAACCUUGCUAACAGAGGCAAUGACCAGUAUCUUGCGAACCUCGCACUUAAGAUCAAUGCAAAGCUUGGUGGCAGCAAUGUUGAGCUCUUUGAACGCUUCCCCCUCCUGGAUAGCUCCCAUUUCAUGUUCAUUGGAGCCGAUGUAAACCACCCAGGGUCCCGCAACACGACGAGUCCUUCGAUUGCUGCAGUUGUUGGAAGCAUCAACUGGCCUGCAGCCAAUCGCUAUGCUGCAAGGGUCCGCCCGCAGGACCAUCGGAAGGAGAAGAUAGUGAACUUCGGUGAAAUGUGCCUAGAGCUUGUACAUAGCUAUGCCCGAAUGAACCAAGUCAGGCCUGCAAAGAUUGUUUUGUUCCGUGACGGGGUGAGUGAGAGCCAGUUUGAUAUGGUCCUCAAUGAGGAACUGGUAGAUAUCAAGCGUGCUUUCAGAACAAAGAACUACAACCCUUCCAUUACGCUCAUUGUAGCCCAGAAACGGCACCAAACCCGACUCUUUCCUGAGAGGGACUUGGGUGGGGGUCAUAACGGGAAUGUUCCUCCUGGCACAGUCGUGGACACCACAAUCGUCCACCCAUUCGACUUUGACUUUUAUUUGUGCAGUCACUAUGGUGGGAUUGGGACAAGCAAGCCAACCCACUAUUACGUCCUGUGGGAUGAGCAUGGCUUUGCCUCUGAUCCAUUGGAGAAGCUUAUCUAUAACCUUUGCUUCACCUUUGCUCGGUGCACAAAGCCUGUCUCGUUGGUCACACCAGUGUACUAUGCCGACCUGGCAGCCUACAGGGGGCGGCUCUACCACGAAGCAGUUAUGGACGAACGUUCCCCGGCAUCUAGGGCAUCGGUUUCCUCGUUCUCAUCUGGAGCUUCAACUUCAAUCUCAUCCGCGGGAUCUUUUGAGGAUGGCCUGUACAAGCUCCAUGGUGACUUGGAGAAUGUGAUGUUUUUUGUUUGAUAAGAUCUCAUAUCUUGAUCAAAUGAGGCAAGUAGCUGUUGUUUCUUCUAUGACGGAGGAAGCUUUGAACUUUUGUCUGGUCAGGCAAUUGGUAGCUUUACCUGCAACCGUCAUCAGGAAGAAGUCUCACUAGAGUUCUUUUUCAUGUCUUCGUAGGGAUUGAAUUGAUAGGCCUUCUGGAAAUGUGGAAUCUGCUGCAGUCUUUUAAGUGAAGGGCACCGACGGGUUGGUUUUUUGAAGUAGGAUAUGCAGGAUGGCUUAGACUACAGUGUGGUUUAGCAAGAACUCAUAUGAGUAAUGUAUGUGUAGGUCCGCUACGAGGGUCAGACUGACAACGUUAGUGUUGUAGUUUUCGAUCGAACCUAAAUGAAAUUGACAAACCAA